AUGGAGCACGCUCAUCAAUUAGUAAAGGUGACGAAUUUUAUGCUUCACUUGAUGCUGCUGCUACCCCUCCAGACGAGCUCGACUAGCGGCGCUACUGGUGGUGGAAAUCCCUCCAGCAGCAACGCCCUCGCUAUCGGUGGAUUCGGUGGUACCGUGGGAAAAGCUUCCACCGACUUUUCCGGCUCAAUCGGUCGUGAGAGGUACGCGCAGUCAAAAGGAACCGGCGGUUGUAAUCGAGUGGUGUUCGAGUCGAAGCACAUCCGAAACGGGAGCAUCGCACCGGCCCAUUCGAAGCAUUCCGGUCUGUUUCCAUCGAACUUGUGCCAGCUGUUCGAGUUUGUCGGCGAUGGUGCGGAACGUGUUCAGAUCAUCUUUUCCGAGUUCCGCCUGCCGUCCCAGCUCGGCCCAACCGAAUGUGGUGACACGGAUAUCCUAAUGGUCUACUACAUUGUUAACGACCGUGAGGAGCUCGUGGAGACGCUUUGCGGUGACACGCUGCCCAAACCGAUCCUCUCCGAUGGGUCGCGGUUGCUGCUGGAGCUUCGCAGCAGUUACAACAACACCGAGAACAAGGGCUUUACGGGGGAUUUCUUCUUUCUCACCAAUUUUGGCAUUCCCACCGGAUACCAACCGUCUCAGUCGGAGUGCACUUUCCACUACUUCCGGAACGCCACCACCGGCCAGGGAUGGAUCCAGUCACCGAAUUUCCCCGGAGCAUAUCCCAGAAACAUCAUCUGUAACUAUUUCUUCCACGGCGAUCCAAAUGAGUUCGUCCACGUGCGCUUCACGUACUUCGACAUCGAAGGGAUUCGACCCUGCGACGAGGACACUGCCAGCGAUUACGUGGAGUUUUCUAAUUUUGUCACGCGCGAUCGCAAGUACGCCAUGUACUGCGGGAACUGGCGUGAGCUAACGGUUCGUUCGGACGGGCGGUUCUUUCGCAUUACGAUGGCAUCGAACGAUCGUCUGGAUGGGACCGGCUUUCGGGCGUUGUACACCUUCGAGACGGCCCCGGUGGGGACGACGGAGCGGACCGAGAUGGCGGCGAUGGGCAAGGUCACCACGACCAGUGCCGCCAGCAGGAUGCACGGUCCUUUGUCACCGGUGGCACUGAUUACGGCCGCUUCCUCAUCCGUAACCUCGACAGGCAUCGGCAUCAUUAGCAUUAUUGGUUUGGAGCUCAUAAAAUAUGUCCAAGACUGAUGACAGCACCCCAACAAAGCGCGAUGCGAAAAUGUGGCAGACGAGUCGGGCGAAUUUACGGCCGUGAGCUGAAAUUGCUUCCGUUAUCAGUUUGCGUAGGAUGCGUCCGACAGAGCUGAACCGCCACGGAAGUUACCCGACGCGAGCAUGAAAAAAUGGAGGGGUUGAGAUUUGAAACAACUCAGACAAAACCGGAAAAGCCCCACGGGAAUGAAAAAAAAACGCACACCCUUGAACAUUUUUGAGCUAAUCCUUCAGUUCUGGGGAAUUGUACGUGUUCAACAUGUAUGGGUUUGAUUCCCCGGAUCACAAACGUAAACUAAAAACUAAGUUAGGCUCUACGAGCCCCAAAGCGCAAAAAAUUGUAUCACAGU
Molecule: messenger RNA, 1577 nt
Organism: Anopheles nili
Lineage: Eukaryota; Metazoa; Arthropoda; Insecta; Diptera; Culicidae
Gene: Sol1
Product: suppressor of lurcher protein 1
Exons: 8
Coding region: 1-1203 (400 amino acids)
Cellular component (GO): plasma membrane
Source: RefSeq, a predicted model, not a curated record